Molecule: messenger RNA, 610 nt
Organism: Lactuca saligna
Lineage: Eukaryota; Viridiplantae; Streptophyta; Magnoliopsida; Asterales; Asteraceae
Source: the annotation of a GenBank genome assembly
AUGCAAAAAAUACCUAACCGUGGGAUUGAGGAUGCAGCGGCGGCGAUCGCAGAAGCGGCGGUGAUCGAGGAAGCGGUUGUGAUUGCAGAAGCAGCGACGCCCAGGCCAACGACAGUGUGUUGGUCCAGCGUCAACGAAGAGAGCAAGUUUUCAAAGCCUUUAGGGGAAACAUUUGAUCCACUCCCUUCCUCCUUCACCACCAUGGUUAUUGUGGACUUUCUUUCUCACCUGAAAGAUCUGUGCCCCAAACAAACCCCAAUCCUUGCUCCUUCUUUUCUUUGCGAUCAUCACUGUAUUGGGAAGAUGGAAGCAACAGAGUUGAUGUGCUACCACUACUUGUCGCCGUUUCAGCACCCAUCAAUGUUGUUGUCUCCGACCACCUGUCACCGCCUACAUAUCCAGAUGCAAGAUGUGAGUUUCUUCUCGUCUGUUAAGCCUUUGACGAGGUUGUUACCAUCGAUUAAGGGGGUCAGCAGAGUAGUGGGUGAAAUGUUCGUCGCGAUCUGCCCCUUGAUUUCCUCUAGCAAAGCUUCUUCGAGGAUCUUGACAAGGUUGAAUUCUGAAAAUGUAUCAAGUAUGUUUAUGUAGAUGAUUUAAUGGAUGAUAUUAG